This is a messenger RNA of Euleptes europaea (tarantolino), 2883 nucleotides long. RefSeq names its product DENN domain containing 2C (gene DENND2C). The record is from RefSeq and is a predicted model, not a curated record. The coding region runs from base 41 to 2812 and encodes 923 amino acids. The transcript has 18 exons. NCBI's taxonomy places the organism in Eukaryota, Metazoa, Chordata, Lepidosauria, Squamata, Sphaerodactylidae.
CAUGCUGUGAUGGGGCAGUUGUGAAUGAAGCUUGCCUGCCAUGCACCCCACAGGGAGUGUAGAUGCCAGCUUUUCCCGUUCGGCUGUGCAAACUCUGUCUCGUAGCCACUGCCGGAACAUAAAACAGAAGAUCUCUCAAUGGGAAGGUCGGACAAAAGAGAGCUGCCAGGAGCAAAGCCAGAAACCCAAAGACUUUGGGGUCAAAUAUGGCCAUGACUCCAAGGAUCAGCCAGCAAAUCCUGGGCAUGGCAGGAAGGUAGAAGGUUUACUAAAUGUCAAGAGUCUUGGCUUAGAUUUCCGGGAAAACUCUCAUCUCUGCUCUGUGACGGAGGAGGAGGAGGAAGAGAAACUACAAGAGGCUGAUCUUUCAGUCAGCCUUGUGGUUAAGCCACUCUCCAAUGGUGUGAUACCUGAAGAAGAGGAUGAUGAGGACUGGGGAGGGGAGAGGCUUCCCCCAGGAAACUUUUACACCUCUCGGGACCUGUGGAAACAAAUAGAAGCCCUUACCCCUGACAAAAAAGCUUUGGACUUGAAAAGGAAAAGGGAAAGCUGUGGCUCAACAGAGAAGGAGCUCAAUGUUGUGCCAACAAAGAGCUUGGAGAACAUAUACUGUGACGUUGAAGGCCAGGAGGGGCAGCCGCCAGCCAUUAACCCAGUACCCAAACCACGAAGGACUUUCCGUUACCAUGCAGACUGUCCUAAUGGAAGCCAUGUUGAGCAGAAACCACCAGAACACCAGUGUAAUGGCGGCUGCCCUGCAACCACCUCCCAUGACCCUGAACAGAAAGUGGCCAGGAGAGGCCUCCGGGCCAGAUCGAAGAGAAAGUCCUUUGAAUUUGAAGACAUCCAAGGCUAUCGAAACAGGAUGGCCGCCAUGGAGUACCAAAAGCUCCAUGAAGAACUGAAUGGCACCGCAGGUGUCCGCCUCUAUUGCACACAGUCAGAGGACAACCUCUAUGAGGACAUUAUCGAUCCUGCUAAGGAGAAUUUAUAUGAAGAUAUUAAAGUGAAGCCUCUGUGGAAGAUCCCAUCUGCUUGGAAGCUGCCUCCUGCCCGGAACACCUACAAGCCACCCAAGCUUCCCCCCAAACCACACUUCCUUCAUCGUAAAACCCUGGAGUUAAAGAGUACUCGGAUCUGCCUGCGUGGGAAGCUGGCAAAAGACACAACUCUACCCGUUACACUGACCGAAUGGAAGUUCUUCAAGGCAGGAGAGGCUGGAAACAGGAAGAGGAAAAAUCUUCCACGGCUUGUGUUGAAGAUACAGGAGAUCUUUGACUCCAAACGAGGGAAGAAGAAGGUGAAGUUGGUGGCUCAGACAGGAAAAGAAGCUUCUCCAGCCAAAGGUGAAACCAAUGGGUAUGACAGCGAACCAGAGAAUCUGCCGAAAAGUCGUCAUAAGCGCCUGCUGCAAGUUCAGGCUCAGUCCAAGAGGAACCCCCAUUACCAGACGCUGGAGCGAGACCUCAUAGAGUUCCAGGAACAGCAGCUUUUUGAGCUUUUUGUAGUGGUGUCAUUGCAGAAGAAGCCGUCAGAAGCCACAUACACCCCACAGAUUAUACAGCAGUUUCCCAGCAAGCCUGACCACCCCUUUCGGCAGCCAAAGGACGCUGAGGAGAGGCUGAAGGUCAUCCCCAAAUUCUGUUUCCCUGACCCCAAAGACUGGUGUCCAACAUCAGAGUCCAAGAGUGAAACCUUUUCCUUCGUACUGACGGGUGAAGAUGGCAGCCGCUGGUUUGGAUAUUGUAAGAAGCUUCUGCCCGAAGGCAAAGGCAAACGGCUACCUGAGGUGUACUGCAUGGUGAGCCGCCUGGGAUGCUUCAACCUUUUCUCUAAGAUCUUGGAUGAAGUGGAGAAACGGCGUGAGAUGUCCCCGGCCCUGGUGCACCCAUUCAUGCGCAGUGUCAUGGAGGCGCCAUUCCCUGCUCCUGGGCGCACCAUCACGGUGAAGAGCUUCCUGCCAGGUGCAGGAAAUGAGGUGAUUGAACUUUGCCGUCCACUAGACUCCCGGCUGGAGCAUGUGGACUUUGAAUGUCUGUUUAAGUGCCUCAGUGUCUCUCACUUGAUCCAAGUCUGUGCUUCUCUCCUGCUGGAAAGGAGAGUGAUCUUUGUUGCUGACAAUUUAAGCACCUUGUCGAAAUGUGGCCAUUCAGUGGUUGCAACACUAUACCCGUUUACCUGGCAACACACCUAUAUCCCAGUCCUGCCUGAUUCCAUGAUAGACAUUGUCUGCUCUCCCACCCCGUUCCUGAUUGGCAUCCUCUCCUGCUCCUUAACACAACUCCAGGAUCUGCCUAUAGAAGAGGUACUGAUUGUUGAUCUCUGUGCUGAUGAGUUUUUGCAGCAGGUUUCAGAUGAAAAUGAGAUUCUACCUCAUAAGCUCCAGGCAGCACUUGUACAGAUAUUGGAGGAAAGGAACGAAAUCUUAUCUCAGGAGCAGAAUUAUACGCAAGGUGAUGUGACCCUGGCCUCCUUGGUGUCGGAAGCUUUUGUGCGUUUCUUCGUGGAGAUUGUGGGACAUUACUCCUUGCAUAUGCACGUCACAGAGAAAGGGGAACGGGUGUUCCAGCGGGAGCCUUUCCGGAAAUCACACACCUCACGCAAUGUGCGCCAUUUCCUAGACAUCUUCAUGGAGACACAAAUGUUUGCUGGUUUCAUACAAGAUCGAGAGCUUCGUAAGAGUGCGGUUAAAGGCUUGUUUGAAGUCCGUGCUUUGGAGUAUUUGGAGACCAUUCCGGAGUCAGAGCCAAGUGGGAUGAAUAAAAUCCUUCGUAGUCUGGGUAGUAAAAUGAAGUUUCUACAAAAGAAAUGAGAAGUUGCAGAAUUGCUGCUAAAGGUGGUUCUAAGUUCUCAGUUGGUCAUGACAAGAUGUCACUCCAUUGC